This is a messenger RNA of Eucalyptus grandis, 735 nucleotides long. RefSeq lists its product as uncharacterized. The record is from RefSeq and is a predicted model, not a curated record. The coding region runs from base 36 to 473 and encodes 145 amino acids. NCBI's taxonomy places the organism in Eukaryota, Viridiplantae, Streptophyta, Magnoliopsida, Myrtales, Myrtaceae. The transcript is spliced from 2 exons.
GUCAUGAUUUCAUUUGCCAAACAAAAAUCAGAGACAUGAAAAGGCUUAGGCGAAUCGCCAAAUUGUUCAUUUUCUGGGUUUUGGUCUCACUCCACACUCGAGCUCUCUCCACCGAUAUGGGAGAUGGAGGCCAAAAGCAUGCUAAAGCCAAGGAGGAGAAGCCAUCCAUUGCAAAGAUUGUCUUGGGCACGGUUUCUCGCCUAAGAGAAUCCCAUAAGAUCUCGUGGAUCAAGAUCAAGACCAUCAUGAACAAUGUGCAGCUCCAAUUCUUCCCUCCAGAUUUAGAUUUUAGAAGCAGGGACGAUGCGAUUGUUGAUAACCAGAACAACGCGGGCUCAAAGGUGGAACACGCGGUCAAGAAGAGCUUUGGGACUAGCAAAGUGACGGUGGAGGAGACUGCGAAAUCCACAGCCGAAGUUGUGGGAAAAGCCGUGCGCAAGACAUUGGAGAAGGUUUUUUGGGAGCAUGUCUGAUGAAGAUGAAGGCGAAGAGUCAAAAUCAGAGCUUUAACGAAAAGAUUGGUCAAAUGAUGCCGCCAUAUUAGUUUCCUUUUUCCUUUCCUCCCUUAAAUGUUGUACUAGUUGAUCAGCAAAUUCUUGGAUUAUCUCCUUGAAUCAAAGCUGCAUUUGCAUGCACAAGCAAUUGUACCCUUGAUCUUAAUCCCAUCUCAGUGUCUCCAGAUGAAGGCUGAUACAACCCGAGUCGAACAAAAGAUCAGGCGGCAAAAACCCAAUG